AAAUUUCGGACCUUCACCAUGAUGUAUUAAUUAGUUUUUUUUGAAAUAUGUAAAAUUUAGGCGAUACCAAGGCAUUUAGAAAUCGGAAAAUGCCUAGUACAACGAAUCAUUAAUAACAACGUGAAUAAAAUAAAAAAAAACGAGGCAUUAUAUCAAAAUUUAAGAUGACCACACAAUAACUAAUUAAACCACCACGAUGACGGCCUCAAAACAACUGUUAUACAGCUAUUCCGUACCAAAUGUGAACUUCGUUUACGUCUGCCUCGUGAGCAAUAUUACCCCAGGAAACCCGGGAAAAUCCAAUGUCGGCUCUGAGUCGAGGCACAACCGACCGUCGCUUCAGGUUAUUGACAAUCCUAAUGAAGAGGUUGGCACCAGUAAAGACAACGACGUUGCAAUAGAAGUCCAAAGGUCCGUAGCAUUCCACGAACUUAUCGAGAGCUAUGGGAAACUUGGGAACAUAGAAUAUUUUCCCGAAAAAAUCGAGCAAAUAGCAUCUGAAACAAUACCUCUGCCACCCCAUGAGGAAGAGGACGGGAAGGACGAUAAUAAAUGUGGUAAUCCAAAAAUUCUGAGUCUAACCAAAACUAAGUGGCUUAGUGAGAGUCGAGAUGGAUCUCCUGACGCAAGAGAUAUAUUGAUGCAGUCCACGUCAGAAAGCUCGGUCGGAGAACUACCUGAACAUGACUCUACCCAUAAAGCCCUAUCCACGGUCCUAGCCUUGGACAAGGAACACAAUCUCUUCGGCCUGUCUAACACUUACAUACCGCAAGCGAACUCGAAAGCCUGGAAAAAACUGCCCAAGGAGAGCGACAGUAAAGCUGUCUUUCAUCAGACUGCCAUCGUUCAAGCUUGUUACAAAACACGGUGCAGACGUAAGAGCAAAACAGACUUACCACCAUCAUUGAAGUGCGGAUGCUGCAAAUCCAAAUGUUGCUGCGCCAAAUGUCGCUCAUGUACCAGUUGCACGACGCUAAUAUGCCGACCCUCAUGCUCUACGUGUGCCAUCCCCUGCACCACUCCUUGCUCAGUGCCGUGCGGGUCAUCUUGUGUGGUGCCGUGUCCGUUGUAUUGGGUAAGUAUCUGUAAUGUUACUGCGUCAUAUGUCGCUUCUUCACUAGUUACACGCCGCAAUGCCGAUCAUCGUGCUCCACGUGUGCCAUCCCCUGCACCACUCCUUGCUCAGUGCCGUGCGGGUCAUCUUGUGUGGUGCCGUGUCCGUUGUAUUGGUGCCGUGCGGGUCAUCUUGUGUGGCGCCGUGUCCGUUGUAUUGGUUACCGUCGCUAUGCCUAUCAUCGUGCCCCCCGUGUGCCAUCCCCUGCACCACUCCUUGCUCAGUGCCGUGCGGGUCAUCUUGUGUGGCGCCGUGUCCGUUGUAUUGUUUACCGUCGCUAUGCCUAUCAUCGUGCUCCACGUGUGCCAUCCCCUGUACCACUCCUUGCUCAGUGCCGUGCGGGUCAUCUUGUGUGGCGCCGUGUCCGUUGUAUUGGUUACCGUCGCUAUGCCUAUCAUCGUGCCCCCCGUGUGCCAUCCCCUGCACCACUCCUUGCUCAGUGCCGUGCGGGUCAUCUUGUGUGGCGCCGUGUCCGUUGUAUUGUUUACCGUCGCUAUGCCUAUCAUCGUGCUCCACGUGUGCCAUCCCCUGCACCACUCCUUGCUCAGUGCCGUGCGGGUCAUCUUGUGUGGCGCCGUGUCCGUUGUAUUGGUUACCGUCGCUAUGCCUAUCAUCGUGCCCCCCGUGUGCCAUCCCCUGCACCACUCCUUGCUCAGUGCCGUGCGGGUCAUCUUGUGUGGCGCCGUGUCCGUUGUAUUGUUUACCGUCGCUAUGCCUAUCAUCGUGCUCCACGUGUGCCAUCCCCUGUACCACUCCUUGCUCAGUGCCGUGCGGGUCAUCUUGUGUGGCGCCGUGUCCGUUGUAUUGGUUACCGUCGCUAUGCCUAUCAUCGUGCCCCCCGUGUGCCAUCCCCUGCACCACUCCUUGCUCAGUGCCGUGCGGGUCAUCUUGUGUGGCGCCGUGUCCGUUGUAUUGUUUACCGUCGCUAUGCCUAUCAUCGUGCUCCACGUGUGCCAUCCCCUGCACCACUCCUUGCUCAGUGCCGUGCGGGUCAUCUUGUGUGGCGCCGUGGCCGGCCAGACGUGCUUCCCUAAGCCUUGUUCAUCGACGCCCUGCCCAACUUGCUCCGGCACCGGCUGGUGCGCCGGCGCGCCUGCUUGCAGUAUUACCACGCCUGAUUGUAGUAAAGAAUGCCCACGAUUUGGAUUUCAGGUGUCAGUCAUCAAGAAGCCGAAAUAUGAUCCGGUAUAUACGGAAAUCGAGCCAAAAUCGAGCUGCGUUCUAUCAAAACCAUUGCUCGCCCGCCGCUGUCACCACCGCCCCCGCUGCAGUCCACCCUCCGAAUGCUUCCCGUACCUCAUGCCAUGUUACUGGCCCUCGCGCUGCGGGGCCCCGUGUAGUGAGCCGUCGCAAUGCUUCCACAAUCCGCCGUGCCUGAGGGGCCGGACGCGGAGGGGCAAAGUGCAUCCGCUAGAACUGUGUCCACGUGGCCAGACCUGCGGCGGAAAGGACAAAGGCAAAAAAUGUGAAAAUUAUUCUUGUAUUGGGCGCAACAAUGAAGCAUUGGCAGAAGCGUUGACUAAAUUAUUGUGA
Messenger RNA from Cydia fagiglandana, 2647 nucleotides. RefSeq names its product keratin-associated protein 16-1-like. NCBI's taxonomy places the organism in Eukaryota, Metazoa, Arthropoda, Insecta, Lepidoptera, Tortricidae. The record is from RefSeq and is a predicted model, not a curated record. The transcript is spliced from 24 exons. The coding region runs from base 197 to 2647 and encodes 816 amino acids.